Messenger RNA from Biomphalaria glabrata, 3083 nucleotides. RefSeq names its product protein GOLM2-like. The transcript has 7 exons. Bases 198 to 836 code for a protein of 212 amino acids. The record is from RefSeq and is a predicted model, not a curated record. NCBI's taxonomy places the organism in Eukaryota, Metazoa, Mollusca, Gastropoda, Planorbidae.
GAAAUACCGGAAAAACAACUUUUAAUAGAGAUCUAGACCUUAGUAGUCUUCUACAUGAUUUAGACAAGACGUAGACCUCUAUUUCUAAUACGUACGUUCAUAUUUAACCUCUUCAGAACGAGGUUUAAAUCUAGCUUGCCUGUCUUCAUUGAUUUUUCUUUAUCACCAUCUUAUAAUUUAGUAACAUCGUUGACAGAAUGACCGGCUCACCCACUAACAGAACAACAAUGCGAUCAAGUCGCACACCACCGUUUCUCAUUAUAGCCUUACUUAUUGUUGUUGGAUUUUUGUCUUACAACUAUUGGAAAUUUUACAACAUCAAUUCUGAACUCCGAGCAGAGGUGGAAGCAGUUCGAAUUCAGGCACGAGAUACGGAUUCAUCAAAAUUGGAGUCUGAAAGAAAUUUAAAUACAGCAAGAGAGGAAAUCAAACAAAUUCAAGGAAGUCGAGAUGCAUUACAGAAAGCUGUUCAGGAAAAAGAUAAAGAAUUGACAACCUUAAAAGCAGACUUGAAAAAGGCUCAAGAAGAAUUAAAUGGCGUGAAAAAAUCCUUGGGUGAAUGUGAUGCAAACCUUCAAACACAAAAAAAAGAAGUUGAUGCCCUUAAAGCUGAAAAAGCUGAAUUUGAUAAAAAAUUGGAAGCUGAAAAAACUAAACCCCAAGUGUGUGAUUUGAAAUCCUGUUCUGAGCCUCUAAAGCAGAUACUAGAUAUAUCCUCUAAACUUACUGGCACAGAACAACUUAGUAAAGCCCUGACUGAGGCUAAAUUAAAUGCUGAGGAAUUAUUGCAAAAUGUUCCUAAAUACCAAGCACCACAACAACAAGCUGGUAACUGAGAGCUCCAGGUAACUUGGAACAUUAUUUGGAUAAGAUGACUGUAAAAAUGGAACUUUUGUUAUAACUUAUUCAUUUUUAAAUGUAUGAAUGUGCUAAAUUAAUGGUGCAAGCAAAUACUAUCAUCCCCUAUGAACUACCAGCCUACUAUUGAUAGAAGAAUCUCAAUACAUUACGGUACACAUGUAUUAUCAUUUUGUUUCUUAUGACAAAAUUCAGAGAUGCAGCAACAAAUGUUUUGUGUUACUCUUCUGAUAACAUUGCUGUAUUUUUCUUCUCUUAACUGAACAAACAUUUAUCUUAAUAGCAACAUCUGGUCAGAAGUAUUAUAUUGAUUUGUCCCAUCUUGCUUUGUCCUCACCAUUUAAAAAAAAAAUUCUUAGUAAGCCAACUUAUUUUUUUCUUAAUAGCCUUUGGUUUUGGAGGGCAUAAAACAAAUUCAAUGCAGAGUCUGUCCUCUUUCUGAGUCUGUCCUCUUACUGGAGGGCUAUAUUGAUUUUUAAAAAAUGUUCUGGGUGAUAUUGCGUAGAGUAAUGUAUGGUGUCUACAUUAAAUUAUACACUUUUGAUUAACCUUUCAUGUGUUGAUGGUAAUGUUGAACCUCAGAGUAGGGCUUGUACCUUUAAUUUACAACACUUUUUAUCUGGUUUUGUUUUUUUAAAGAGGGUAAUUUUUUGUUUUGUGUUGCCAAAAGAAAGUAUGGUAAAGUAGUUCUCUAAUGGUAUAAAAAGGUUGUUCAGAUAAAUAUUCUUGGGUUUCUUAAUUUAAUUAGAAUAAAAAUAGUUAAUCCUUUAAUAAUACCAGAACCUGUGUAUCCUCUUUGUUGAAUGUUAAUCUAAAAACUGUUGAUAUUUACUCAACUUGUUCAGAUUGAUCAAUUGCUGCAUAAUAUUCUGUUUUAAGAACAAUUUAAAUAUGUGAUCCAUUACCUCCAAAUGAGUCUUAUUGCCUAUUGCACCUUGACAUAUUUUAGGGAUUUAAAAAAAAUAUCAGAGAGCUGUCAUAGAAAAUGACAUGCAUAAGCUCAUUUCUCGAACAAAGUUAACGAAUUUACAUGUAAUUUUUUUAAAAAGCACUCUUGACUAUUUACAAAAUAUUUAUUUCUAGAACCAAAAAUAAAAUUGUCAUUUAUACACUUCAGUGCCUAAAGGGUUUGGGAAAUAAGAAUUGCUGACAGCUGGUAUAUACUCAAAUCACAAUAUCUGUUGAAAAAGGCAAGAUUUGACAGCAUUUCAUAUUGCAUUCUUCUCAUCUCUGAUUCUAGGAUUUAUUCUUAUAAUUUAAGAACCUAUAACUAGUAUAGGAAUGUGGUGGCUACCACACGUAGUGGUCACUUGUUCAAAUCCUUGUGACAUGGGAUUUCAAAUUUAAUGGUAACAUGAAACCUUGUUAACCAUUGGCAAAAAAAAAAAAACAUGCAACAUUUUCUUUCUCAGCAACCAUGAAGUCUCCAAUGUUGAUUGAUUGUUUUUUUUUUAUUCUUUUAAAAUACGACUCAUUUAGUGGUGAUAGGUCCAUAUGAACAAUCAUUAAGUGACCAUAUUAUACUAUACUUUUAUAUGUAUAGUUCUUUAAUAAAAGUAAUUCUAACAUUUGGGUGAAACAGCUUUAUUUAAUUCUCAUAGACAUAGCCCACUGUGAUUUUUGCAGUCAUUAUUUGCAUCAGUUUCAUUAGAGUAAAAAAAAAAAUGUCUCAGUCCAGUUGUUACUACUAUAAAGUAAAUAAAAACUGUCUCUUAGGAGAAAAUAUAGUAUUUGUAUAUCUAUAUAAUCAUGAUUUUUCAUCUUUCUAUCCAGUUUUUGUUGCAUGUAUAAAAGUCUCUAAACUCUUUUAGUGCAAAUUAUUUUGAUGUAGUUUUCCAAGAUGAAUGAACACACAUUUUCAAGGGAAUAUGGGGGGGGGGGGGGGGGAGAAUUACUAAAACUAACAUAACUUUUUUAUUUUAUUAAAUAAUCUAACAUUUGAUUUUGUUUUAAAGGAAAAUGAAUGGGCUACAAAUAUUUGAUAAAUAAAAGGAAUUAUUCUAGAAAAUUAUUUUUCAUUAAUUUUAAACUGAGCACAGAAAAAGAAAACAUUUUUAAAUUUCAUUAAAAAAUCAAUAUACUGAAAGAUUUAACCUUUUAAUUAAAUAUUUAAUCCAUAAAUAUUUAAAAAUCACAAUACCAAACACAUUUAAUGACUUCAAAUUUCAUAAAAGAUGAACAAUUGCACUAAGACAUUGUAUUUACAUUUUUCUGGUCCCAGGAAA